AUGUCUUCCUCCACUUCCAUCCCUCGGGAUCUCCCCUCCCUCAUCGCAAAGCAAUAUGACUCGGCCCUGUCCAGCGGCUCUGCCUUCUUCUACCCAUCAGAUGUGCACAGCAUCAAAGAUCAAGAGGGAGAAGACGGACCAUCGAUGCAAUGGACUGUGAGACGGUGUGAGGCACUGAGGGAGAAGGCAAAGGAAAAGAAGAGGAAGGAAGAGGCCAAGAGUGGAAGAGAUGAGCCGGCUACUCAGAAGGGAGGGCAGAACCCUUCAGACGUGUUCGCUCCGCCGUAUGAUAAAGAUUUACUCAUUGCCGAACUGGGCGACCAUACACUGCUGCUCAACAAGUUCGCAUUGAUACCGCACCACUUUCUCCUAGUGACACGAGACUUUCAACCACAGACCAUGCCUCCCUCUCCGGAUACUCUCCGUCUUGCCUUUGAGAUCCUCUCUUCUGUGUCCCGGUCAUUGUCUACCGAGAUCCUCUGCUUCUACAAUUGCGGGCCAGUUUCAGGUGCUUCACAAGCACAUUGCCAUCUGCAAUUCGUCAAUCUCGAGUCGGGAGGCGGUGUACUCGUGGAACAGCUACUAGGUCGUAUUCAGAAGGAUGGCAAGGAGAUGGAGACUGUACAUGCACUUCCCCUGCCAUACCAGCACUUCGUGCACCUCCUACCACCCGGCCUCUCAUCGCGUUCAGCCGAUGAUAUCACUUCGUGCCUUAGCGACGCUUUGAUGAAGCUGCUAGAUGCCAUGUUCAGCGCUCAAGCAGCUGCCAUUAGCCACGACGAUGGAGCUUCGGCCCAGCCUGCCCCUGCACGGCGUGGAGCAAGGAGCUGGAACCUCCUCUUGACUGGGAAGGCAAUGCACCUGAUCCCUCGAGACAAGGAGGACUUUCCGCUGGGUGAGGAGGGACCUCAGAAUGAAGAGGUCGGGCAUUUGAGCCUCAACGCUCUGUGUUUCGCUGGUCACCUGGUGACCAAAUCGAAUGAAGAGGUGGAGCGCAUCAAAUCGCACCCUGGAGGUGUCCGUAAUAUCCUGAGCCAAGUGGGACGACGGCCAGUGUCUGACUUUACCGUAGCGACGCCCAACAGUGAUGCUCGAGAAGGAUGA
This is a messenger RNA of Microstroma glucosiphilum, 1104 nucleotides long. RefSeq lists its product as hypothetical. Gene Ontology annotation, molecular function: ATP:ADP adenylyltransferase activity; ATP binding. The transcript is spliced from 5 exons. Gene Ontology annotation, biological process: nucleotide metabolic process. NCBI's taxonomy places the organism in Eukaryota, Fungi, Basidiomycota, Exobasidiomycetes, Microstromatales, Microstromataceae. The record is from RefSeq and is a predicted model, not a curated record. The coding region runs from base 1 to 1104 and encodes 367 amino acids.